This is a messenger RNA of Cylindrotheca closterium, 951 nucleotides long. The record is from the annotation of a GenBank genome assembly. Lineage: Eukaryota; Bacillariophyta; Bacillariophyceae; Bacillariales; Bacillariaceae.
AUGGCGCUGCGCAGUCCCUUGGCUCAUGCCGUUGGAUAUGUUUGCAUAUUCUACCUGUUUCGACGUCUAUGCGAGUUCAACGUUGAAUACAAUAUGGAAGGCAUGGUAGGAUGCCAUCAUGCAGAGGAUAGUUCACAACCACACUCCUACAUUAAUCAAAGUAGCACAUUGCCAUUCGAUCAUAAUGCCGCAGCUCGGAAUGCUACACAUCUGAUUAUUGUCGCGGGUCAUGCUGCGCUAAUCUCACAUCACUUGGGCGAUGUUGGGGAAGACGAGGCAGAUUGGUUUCUACUGGAAUAUCAAAUUGGACAAGGUUUGCCUCAAGUGAUCAAGGCGCAUAUUGAGGCCGCAUUGGAAGAAGCUCAGAGUGAUCCAGAGGGACUUGUCAUUUUCUCUGGCGGACCAACCAGAACUGCAGUUGGACCAGAAGCGGAAGGUCCUAGUUACUUUCAAGCUGCUGAAGCAAUGAAACUGUGGCCUCAGGGCAGCAAUGUCCGAUCAAGAACAACCACUGAAGAGUUUGCAUUGGAUAGCUAUCAGAAUCUACUCUUUUCAAUCUGCCGUUUCAAAGAAGUCACGGGGAGCUACCCGAAACAUAUUUCCAUGAUUUCGUUUUCCUUCAAACGACGACGGUUUGAAGAAGUCCACGCCCCAGCACUGCGGUGGCCUGCUGGGAAAUUCACCUUUAUCGGUGUCAAUCCACCGACGUCCACCGGAUUUGAUUUGGAAAAGUCUAGCCAGGGAGAAUUACUUAAUUCGCUCAAGCCCUUUGAAGAGGAUCCUUAUGGAUGUGGCGACGUCCUUCAAAAGAAACGAAUUGAACGUAACCCAUUCUACCGGACGGCUCCGUACCCAUUGUCCUGUCCCGAUCUAAAGCCACUAUUAGAUUGGUGCGGUCCGGACAUUGUUCCUUUGGACCAGGUUCCUUGGAACAAAGAUGGCGACCGAUGA